Messenger RNA from Anopheles arabiensis, 1916 nucleotides. RefSeq names its product odorant receptor Or2-like. Gene Ontology annotation, cellular component: plasma membrane. Gene Ontology annotation, biological process: sensory perception of smell; detection of chemical stimulus involved in sensory perception of smell. Bases 25 to 1152 code for a protein of 375 amino acids. The transcript is spliced from 6 exons. NCBI's taxonomy places the organism in Eukaryota, Metazoa, Arthropoda, Insecta, Diptera, Culicidae. Gene Ontology annotation, molecular function: olfactory receptor activity; odorant binding. The record is from RefSeq and is a predicted model, not a curated record.
AGCAAGAAGUCCCAGCUACGACAAAUGGAGGUCCUAAACUGUCCGCUACUGUCGGUGAAUGUGCGCGUGUGGCGCUUCUGGUCAUUCGUGCUGGUGCACAACUGGCGACGGUACAUCAGCAUCAUCCCGGUGACGGCGCUGAACGUGUUCAUGUUUGCCGACCUGUACCGGGCCUGGGGCAACAUCGAGGAGGUCAUUAUUAAUGCUUAUUUUGCGGUGCUCUAUUUCAACGCGGUGCUGCGCACGCUGAUACUAGUGUACAAUCGGGACAAGUACGAGUCAUUCCUGGCCGGUGCGGCCAGCGUGUACGAGGAAAUACGAGCUAUCAACGAUGACGUCAUCACGAAACUCGUUUCAACGUACACUAAAAGGGCUCGCUUCCUGUCCAUCUCCAACCUGGCGCUCGGUGCGUUCAUCAGUGGGUGUUUCGUUGUGUAUCCACUGUUUACCGGGCAGCGGGGCCUACCGUACGGGAUGUUCAUACCGGGCGUGAACAAUUUCGACUCACCGCAGUACGAAAUCUUCUACAUCACCCAGCUGGUGCUGACGUUCCCCGGGUGCUGUAUGUACAUUCCGUACACGAGCUUCUUCGCCUCGAGCACCCUGUUCGGGCUGGUGCAGAUCAAAACGUUGCAGCAUCAGCUGAAAACCUUCCGCAGCUCGGAAAUGCUCAACGAAAGCACGGUAGUACUCAACCGAAAGCUGCAGAAGCUGAUCGAAGAUCACAAGCGAAUCAUUCGCUAUGUGAAAGAUCUUAACGAUCUGGUAACCUACAUCUGCCUGAUAGAGUUCCUGUCGUUCGGAUUAAUGUUGUGCGCGCUGCUGUUCUUACUUAAUAUUAUCAGUGUGAUGGCUCAGAUCGUUAUCGUUGGAGCGUAUAUAUUCAUGAUCCUCACACAAAUAUUUGCCUUCUACUGGCACUCGAACGAGGUGCGGGAGGAAAGCAUGGCCAUCGCACAGGCCUCGUACAGCGGACCGUGGCUGAAUGUGGAUGACACUAUUAAAAAGAAGCUUCUCAUGAUGACGAUCCGUGCCCAGCGUCCACUAGAGAUCACAGUCGGUAACGUGUAUCCGAUGACGCUGGAAAUGUUUCAAUCACUGCUGAAUGCGUCCUACUCGUACUUUACGCUUCUGAGAAGAGUUUACAAUUAAAAGAUGGCAAUGAUAGCAUGAACUUAACGCGAUAAGUUUGGAAGCAUAGUACGCCCACCAACGCCCACCCACAUACUUACAACUUUACACUUUAAUAACCACAAAAAAGGCUACGGGAGCCCAGUGAAGAGAGGGCAAGCAGACUAAAAGCCACCGAAAAUCGUGAUAAAUCAUCCAGCCAGCUCAUCAUCGUCAUCAUCGCUCCACCUUUCUGUUUGGUGAUAAAUUCAUCCCGAUGGUGCAAGUUUUGAGUCCCUAAACUUUGCUCUUAAUCUCCACUUCAAGCAUGAAGUGCUUCUUUUGUGUGGGCGUUGAUUACGUGAUACGAUUAUUGUUCGGUUGUUACUUUUUCAUUCUUGGCGUGUGCUGUGGACGGUUUCCGAUUCUUUGCCGGCUGUGCAUACGUACGCUGGCUGUUGGCCUUUUUUAAUGGAAGUAUAUGAGAGUGAAAGGUCGCAGUUGGUGCUAUUAAUUCCACGGUGCAGUGUGUGCACGCUGGUACAGUUUUGAUAUUCAUCACUUGAAUUUUAAAUGCUAUUUUACAAGCAAAUUGAAAUGCAGAUGUAUAUUUUUUGGGGUUCUUUUAAAGGAUCACAUCUGCUGAGAGCAUUAUCUUCAUUAUCUUCAGAGAGGAAUCCAAUAAAAAUCAAAGAGAAAAGCGAAAUAAAGGAAAUCUCUUGAUAAAUAUAUCCAUUCAGCAUGGCACCAUCAUUUAGUUGUUUGAAAUAUUGCAUGCAAAUGUUGAUGCACGCUUUUAUGACAUG